This is a messenger RNA of Drosophila virilis, 1770 nucleotides long. RefSeq names its product nuclear factor Y-box A (gene Nf-YA). Gene Ontology annotation, cellular component: CCAAT-binding factor complex. Gene Ontology annotation, molecular function: DNA-binding transcription factor activity, RNA polymerase II-specific. The record is from RefSeq and is a predicted model, not a curated record. NCBI's taxonomy places the organism in Eukaryota, Metazoa, Arthropoda, Insecta, Diptera, Drosophilidae. Gene Ontology annotation, biological process: regulation of transcription by RNA polymerase II.
UUUUCACGUAUUUUGUAGCAUUUUUAUAAUUGUAAUAAGAAAAGCGACGCAAAAUGUCACGACAAGCCUCCAGAUUGGAUGCCAAGAAAGUGUAAGUGAGGGCGUGAGAGGGAAACGAGGCAAACAAAAUAGCGCAACCUGCGCGCUAUGGAUAACCAUUUUAGCAGUAACCGCACAACAGCCACAGCAACAAGAAUGAGCAACGCUGCCGCCAGCAGCAGCAAUAACAACAACAACAGCAAUGUGAACAGCGCGACGGGCAACAAUGUGAAUACGGCAACGGCCACGGUUGGCGUCGGCAAUGCCGGACAGCCUAUACAGGUGAUACCGAUGCCGCUGCUGCCGGCGGGCGCAGCCCAGAUCAUAAUUGGCCAACAGCCGCAGGCACAGGCCGGCGGCGGUGCGGCGGGCGGACUGCAGCCGCAAUUGAUACCCUUGCAGGCGAAUCAAAUAAUGCUGCAGGCGCAACAGCAGCCGCAGAUGCAGGUGAUGCAACUGCCCGAUGGCCAGACCAUAUUCUAUCAGACGCCCACGAUCGCACAGCUCGAUCCCAAUGCGGCGGCGGCAGCAGCAGCGGCGGCCGCAGCGCCACAUUAUCUCAACAUCAACGGGCAAUUGGUGCAAAUCACGGCGGCGCCCAGUGCCGGCCAAGCGGCGCCCACAGCGGGACAACAGAUCAUAAUGUUGCCGCAAAUGACGACCGUAAAUGCGGCUGCGGUGGCCGCCAAUGCAGCCAGCAAUGUGGCCCAGAACUGUAACAAUGUGCAACAGCAACAACAACAACAACAACAGCAGCAGCAACAACAACAACAACAGGCUCAGGUGCAGGUGCAGCUGCAGACGACGACGCCGAGCACGCUGGGAGCCGGCACAAGCGCGAGCAAUGCGAGCAGCGCCGAUGUCAGCACCAGCACAACGGGCACGAACACAAACAGCGAGGAUGAUGAUAACUCCAAGGGCGAGGCGGACGAGGAGCCGCUCUAUGUGAAUGCCAAGCAGUAUAAACGGAUAUUGAUACGGCGGCAGGCACGCGCCAAACUGGAGUCGCGCAUCCCAAAGGAGCGCUGUAAAUAUUUGCACGAAUCUCGGCAUCGGCAUGCAAUGAAUCGGGCGCGCGGCGAGGGCGGUCGCUUUCAUUCCGCCCAGGAGAAGGGCGAUCAGUCCGCUGGCAUGGAUGGUGUCAGUCUGCCGCUGGCCGCGAGCGGCGGUGCAACGCUUAGUCGGGGCACCGCGCGGGCGCCGCCCAAACUGAUAGCACCGCACCAAACGCCGAGCAUAACCAUAACGGCCAUCAAAUCGGAAUAGGCGGCGGAGAUUGCGUAGAUUGUUGUAGAUAACACCUAACAUAGUUCUGUAAACUUAACAUAGCCAUGUAGUCGUAUAUGUUAAGUCUAAUGUUAAGCUCAGGUCAUGACUCGUUUUUUUCAACUGUACACAAUUGCAAAUAUAUUUAUAUUUAUUUAAAUGUGUGUGCAUAUCGGUGCGAGAAUGUUUUAAGUGACACGCGAAGUUAACGAAACAGCGCUGACCAUGGAAAUGUGUGUAAAAAUAAUAAACCCCAGGCUGAAUUUUCCAAAACCAAAGGCAUUUUCAUCCUUGCGGAUGCCAAAAAGAACACGCGCUGUUAACUUGAAAGCACUGUUAAAUUAACAACACUGUUAACUUAACAGCACUGUUAACGAUCACAUUUGUUAAAUAUAAACUAACAAAAAUAGUUGUAAAAACGGAAUCUUACAGAAUAAAACACAUUAUUUUGUGUAUUUUAAAGCA